This is a messenger RNA of Perognathus longimembris pacificus (Pacific pocket mouse), 1282 nucleotides long. RefSeq names its product zinc finger protein 428 (gene Znf428). The record is from RefSeq and is a predicted model, not a curated record. Lineage: Eukaryota; Metazoa; Chordata; Mammalia; Rodentia; Heteromyidae. Bases 572 to 1150 code for a protein of 192 amino acids. The transcript is spliced from 3 exons.
GGAGGCGGCACACGGAGAGGACGGGGCGCGCGGCUCCGGGCGUUCUGGGAAGGACCCCGGUCCCUUUUGUCGCACGCCGUGGCCGGCCGCCGGCCGCCGCCGCCGCCGUCGUCGUGCAGACGCCGAGGGCUUCCAGCAUGGCGUCGGGGAGCGCGGUCGUUACGGACGCGAGGCACCCUGGGAAGCGGCCGUGGGCCUUGCGAGGCCUGGCCCUUAUUGUUCUGGGGAAGCCUUUGGGCCCUGUGGGGUCUCUUGGCCCGUCUUGGGGCCGGGUUAGUGUUGCCUCACAAGUCUGUGUCCGAGUUACUUGCAAUAGUGAGAGAGCCUCCUUUGCUCCUUUAUUAAUGUGGGAGCCAGCCCCGUCGCCAUAGGUGGGGUGGGAUUGAAGGACCAAGAGAAACCUCCAUCUGAUUACUGGAAUGCUCUGGUACUGCUUGUGUUGGCAAAGGGAAGGCAUCCCUCUCUACCUGCCAACAUCCUGUGUUAGGAGAACUUGUGACUGGAGAGCUGGCCGGGGAGGGACGCUGCCCAGCUGCUGCUCUGCUCCCGUCUCCUGUCUGCUCCCCUGGCCAUGACUGAGACCCGGGAGCCAGCUGAGACCGGAGGCUAUGCCAGCUUGGAGGAAGACAAUGAAGACCUUUCCCCAGGCCCUGAGCACUCCUCAGACUCUGAAUACACCCUCUCAGAGCCAGACUCUGAGGAAGAGGAAGAUGAGGAGGAGGAGGAAGAGGAGACCACUGAUGACCCUGAAUAUGACCCUGGCUACAAGGUGAAGCAGCGCCUUGGAGGGGGCCGGGGAGGCCCAUCCCGCCGGGCCCCCCGGGCAGCCCAGCCCUCCGGGCCCCCAGCCCAGCCCUGCCAGCUGUGUGGCCGCUCACCACUUGGGGAGGUUCCCCCAGGCACUCCACCUUGCCGGCUCUGUUGCCCGGCCACAACACCCCAGGAAGCCCCAGCUCCCGAAGGCCAGGCCCUGGGCGAGGAAGAAGAGGAGCUGUCUCGGGCAGGGGAGGGCCAAGCUGCGGGGCGGGGGGAUGAGGAUGAGGAUGAGGAGGAGGGGGGCACCUACCACUGCACAGAGUGUGAGGAUUCCUUCGACAACUUGGGGGAGCUGCAUGGCCACUUCAUGCUGCAUGCGCGUGGGGAGGUGUAAGCCUGAGCCCCGCCAAGGGAUGGGUGGGAGGAGGGGUGGAGGAGACCCCGGGGGUCUGGGCUCCCCCUUCUGUAUUGUCUUAGCAGUAGAUCCAUGAAGGCCAGAAUAAAAACCAGUUCUGUGUUGGGUCCA